AUGAAGACAGAUCAAACAAAACCAGCUGGUCAACGAAAAAAGAAGGCAGCCAGAGCCUGCAUCCAUUGUCAAAAGGCCCAUUUGACCUGUGAUGACUCGCGGCCCUGUCAGCGAUGUAUCAAGCGCAAUCUGGCCACCACAUGUACGGAUGGUGCAAGAAAGAAGGCCAAGUAUCUGCAAGACAUUGAAGAUGCAGCAACGAGUAGCAGUUCACCUGGAACACCAUUUAGCACAACAUCAUCCAUGCAAACACCGCCCAAUAUGAAUACGCCAUUUGGACCAGAAGCAGCACCAUUUCAACCUUCCAAUUUUCUGAAUACAGGCUCUCCAUCGAUGGCUGGUUUAACAAAUGAUAAUGCCAACCGUAACAACAGCAACGCAGCCAACAACAUGAACUACAACUAUGGAUUUGGAUCCAAUGCUACGAAUUUAGAGUACUCCAUUUUAUCCAACAUGCUGGGCUCUCCAUUGGCAGACUCUGUCCCAACUGUUCAGACGCCUUCUUCCGCUGAUGUAUUGAGCAAUAUAUGGUCUCAGCAGCAAUCGCCCAUUCUUGAAUCCGUUGCAGGAACCCCACUGAAUCUGAUGAAUGCUGCCAAUGUCGCUGGCGUUGCAGAUCCCAGUACAUUCUUAUCCUCAUCAAAUCAUCUUGUAACAACGCCCACGACCUCCAAUGUACCCACUUCAUCUUCUCCAUUCAACAGCAGCAACAUGACAACUACAUCUACUACCACUAAUAAUAAGAACAAUACGACUCCUCCUACCAACAUCAACAGUAACAACAACAACAACAACAACAACAACAACAACAGCAGACCAAUUGCAUCGAUAUCUUCUUCAGCCAUGGGUACAUCACAAAUAUCCUCUUCGGGUAUAUCCACACUACAAGCGUAUGGUGAUGGAGCCGUAGUCGCCAAUGUAGCCAGUCCUGUCGCAGCCAGCACAGGACCCGCUGUCAGACGUCGAAAUCAAAUCAUCACACCCGAAAUGGCUUAUGCGAGUGCUACCAAACCCUUUAGUUAUGCAGACGGAUAUCACUAUUUGAUCAACUAUGUCAAGACAAGGAUGAGCAGAGAAGAUUUGAUGCGAAUCAGUAGAGCGCUGGCGCUAUUUAGACCCUCCGUAUUAGCUUCCAUGAUGAACCUGACAGAAGAUGACUUGGUGUUUACAGAGAAAUGCUUGCAGCGUACCUUGUUGGAAUACGAAAAGUUGAUCAGCUAUUCAGGUACACCGACGGUGGUGUGGAGAAGAACGGGCGAGAUUACGCUGGUUGGCAAGGAGUUUUCCUUGUUGACGCAGUGGUCAAGGGACAUGUUGUUGAGCAAAAAGACGUACAUUUACGAGCUCAUGAGUAAUCCAUCGGCUGUAGAGUACUGGGAAAAGUAUGCUCUGCAUGCAUUUGAUAAUACGGAUUCUGCAGUGUACAGCACCUGUAUAUUGAUGAGUCCCACAAAGCGAAUUGUUCCUUGUACGUUUUGUUUCACUAUCAAACGUGAUAUUUUUGAUUUACCCAGUGUCAUUGUUGGAAACUUUUUACCGAUACUUAGUUAG
Mucor velutinosus is the source of this 1551-nucleotide messenger RNA. RefSeq lists its product as uncharacterized. The transcript has 7 exons. Gene Ontology annotation, biological process: regulation of DNA-templated transcription; cellular response to starvation. Gene Ontology annotation, cellular component: nucleus. Gene Ontology annotation, molecular function: DNA-binding transcription factor activity, RNA polymerase II-specific; RNA polymerase II transcription regulatory region sequence-specific DNA binding; zinc ion binding. NCBI's taxonomy places the organism in Eukaryota, Fungi, Mucoromycota, Mucoromycetes, Mucorales, Mucoraceae. Bases 1 to 1551 code for a protein of 516 amino acids. The record is from RefSeq and is a predicted model, not a curated record.